UCCCGCCAGGACCAUGAAAGAAACUGCACCCAGCUCAUGCUGGUGACCCAGAUUCUCCCAGACUCUGAGACCUAACUGACCCUUGGGUUCAAGGAGAGGAUGCGGGAAAUCGUGCACAUUCAGACUGGCCAGUGUGGCAACCAGAUCGGAUCCAAGUUCUGGGAGGUGAUUGGGGAAGAACAUGGCAUCGACUGUGUUGGGAGUGACUGCGGGGCUUCUGCUGUUCAGUUGGAGAGGAUCAGUGUUUACUACAACGAAGCCUACGGGAAGAAGUACGUGCCCCGAGCCAUCCUUGUGGACCUGGAACCCGGGACGAUGGAUAGCAUCCGAUCCAGCAGAUUAGGAGCGCUCUUUCAGCCUGACAAUUUUGUUCACGGUAACUCGGGCGCCGGUAACAACUGGGCCAAGGGCCACUACACAGAGGGAGCAGAGCUGAUCGAGAGUGUCAUGGACGUGGUGAGGAGGGAGAGCGAGAGCUGCGACUGCCUGCAGGGUUUCCAGAUGGUGCACUCUCUAGGUGGGGGCACUGGCUCGGGCUUGGGCACCUUGCUCAUGAACAAGAUGAGGGAGGAGUACCCAGACCGGAUCCUAAACUCCUUCAGCGUCAUGCCGUCCCCCAAGGUGUCGGACACGGUGGUAGAGCCCUACAAUGCCGUGCUGUCCAUCCACCAGCUGAUUGAGAACACCGAUGCCUGUUUCUGCAUCGACAACGAGGCGCUCUAUGACAUCUGCUUCCGCACCCUGAGGUUGACGACACCCACCUACGGGGAUCUCAACCACCUAGUGUCCUUGACCAUGAGUGGGAUCACUACCUCACUGCGUUUUCCCGGCCAGCUCAAUGCAGACCUGCGCAAGUUGGCAGUGAAUAUGGUACCCUUUCCUCGCCUUCACUUCUUCAUGCCUGGCUUCGCUCCACUCACGGCCCAGGGUAGCCAGCAGUACCGAGCCCUCUCAGUGGCUGAGCUCACCCAACAGAUGUUUGAUGCCCGCAACAUCAUGGCUGCCUGUGACCCUCGCCGUGGCCGCUACCUGACUGUGGCUUGCAUCUUCCGGGGUAAGAUGUCCACUAAAGAAGUAGACCAACAGCUGCUGUCCAUUCAGACGAGGAACAGCAACUGCUUCGUGGAUUGGAUUCCCAACAAUGUCAAGGUGGCUGUUUGCGACAUCCCACCUCGGGGGCUGAACAUGGCAGCUACCUUCCUGGGUAACAACACAGCCAUCCAAGAGCUCUUCACCAGGGUCUCUGAGCACUUCUCAGCCAUGUUCAGAAGGAGAGCUUUUGUGCACUGGUACACAAGUGAAGGGAUGGACAUAAGCGAAUUUGGGGAAGCUGAGAGUGACAUCCAUGAUCUGGUGUCUGAGUACCAACAAUUUCAAGAUGCCAAAGCAGGGCUGGAGGACAGCGAAGAGGGUGGGGAGGAGGAGGCAGAAAUGGAGACAGAAGAUAGAGAAUAUUAGCUGUGGGAGAAGCUAUAGCGCAGCCACUUUCAGAUGUGUCUCCUAAGAUCUGUGGCUGGCCUGUAGCCCUUGGAGUCUGCCCUCACCUCGGCACAACCAAGGGGUGGGUGGAACCGCGGAUAUGUGUGGUAUGUGUGGUGGUGAUGGCUGGUAGCAACAAGGCCUUUGCCCGAAGUUACUAGCCAGGGCUUGAUAGCCAAUGCAUUUUUCCUUCUUCCCUUUAAAAAAGUAAGUUAAUUUACUGUUAGUGAGACCAUUUCUUUCUUAAGAACUGUAGGCUAGGCAUGAAGUAUGCGAGUUUGCCCGGAGCCCUUUGCAGCUGAUGGUCCCCCUUCAAUCCUUCAGCAGCGUGGUAUCAGAACACCUAGGGCAGCUAGGAUGCUUCAGAAUCCACUUUUCACAAAGCCAGCAAAGCUGGGUGUCUGAAGAGUGUGUGGGAGGUUCAGGGCCAACAGAAGUGUGAGUCCGCCUCCAUGAUCUCACCAUGUAGACCUUAAGUACUAUUCAACAGGCUGACUGGAACAAGACAAAGGGAGGCAAGAAUAGCCCCAUCACUCCUCUUGGCUCCCACCGUCCAAAAGACCAGGGAAAGCAAAGCAUUCCAGUCCUCAGACCUUUGUUUCCCAGUAACUGGCUUUCAACAUAUUUCUGUGUUUUAUGAUUCUUAUUAGAACUAGAUGCCAGUUGUUCAUUAAUGAUGGUCCUUGGUUUUCCUCUUAAAAGCAUUUUGUGGAUUCCCUUUUCAUCUUCACUCAGUGAUCAGCCCUGAAGUUGCUGUACAGCCUCUUGGUUCUCUGGAAAGGGCAGCGGUACGCUCAGCAACCAUUUGAAUGCAGGAACGUAGCCACAUGCCACAAUGCCCUCCUUAGUGACAGAGGACAUGGUCUCAUUAGGGCACUUUUAUAGUUCGGAUUAAUUUGCAGAAGUUGCCAUAGAGGUUUGCAGGAUGACACAGCUUUAAGCAUUGCACAGUUGUGAUCUCACAUCCCAACAGGACUGAGCACACAGUUUGCCUAGGUCGGAGGUGCAUGGGGUCUUCAUGCUCUGCUGGAGUUAUCCAGGGGCACUCGAUUUGACCUCUCUAAAGGGAGUUAUUUGCAUGAAACUGGAUUCUCACAUCUUAGUUGGUCCCCAUGUGCUGGGGAUGGAACCCAGGGCCUUGGGGUAUGCUAGUCAAGUACUCUGUCACCAGAUACUCGCUUGGGCCUCAGUUUGUAAUCACCAGUAAUAAAGCUGGAAGUGGAUGGCAUUCAUAUCUAGAGGAAAUCAGGCCCUGUUGUUGAUAUGGGGCUCCUGUUUAUAUAACUGAAAAAAGUGUUUUAAAUACUUUCCACUUUGGUGUGGGCUGAGAAGCACUGCCUUGAGUGAGACAUGCACCUCUCUGCUCUUGGCUGGAGAAAACGUCCUCAGAUGCUCACAGGGCUCUGCAGGAGGCAGCUGCACACGCUCACCUGCACACUUUCACUGGAAACCUUAAAAGGCAAUUUUAUACGUGCAAGAAACAGACUUCAAUUCCUGUUUUAUCAUACUGUGAAGACUUCUGUUUGUUGGGUGAUAAUCACUAAAAUGCAAAUAAAAUCCACUUUAAAUGA
This is a messenger RNA of Meriones unguiculatus (Mongolian gerbil), 3050 nucleotides long. It is a transcript of the gene Tubb1, whose product is annotated as tubulin beta 1 class VI. NCBI's taxonomy places the organism in Eukaryota, Metazoa, Chordata, Mammalia, Rodentia, Muridae. The transcript has 4 exons. Gene Ontology annotation, cellular component: cytoplasm; microtubule. Gene Ontology annotation, biological process: mitotic cell cycle; microtubule cytoskeleton organization. Gene Ontology annotation, molecular function: GTPase activity; GTP binding; structural constituent of cytoskeleton. The record is from RefSeq and is a predicted model, not a curated record. The coding region runs from base 100 to 1458 and encodes 452 amino acids.